Triticum turgidum subsp. durum (durum wheat) is the source of this 780-nucleotide messenger RNA. The record is from the annotation of a GenBank genome assembly. NCBI's taxonomy places the organism in Eukaryota, Viridiplantae, Streptophyta, Magnoliopsida, Poales, Poaceae.
AUGUCUCCGGUGAAGGUGUUCGGGCACCCGAUGUUGACAAACGUCGCACGGGUGCUGCUCUUCCUGGAGGAGGUCGGCGCUGAGUACGAGCUCGUGCCCCUCGACUUCGUAGCCGGCGAGCACAAGAGGCCCCAACACGUCCAGUUAAACGUAAGCAGACGACAAUUCGUCGAUCGGUCACCGUAUCAGGUUCAGGUGAUGAUUUUUGACAGAGAUGCUGCGUGUUUUUCUUCCUUGCAGCCGUUUGCGAAGAUGCCUGGGUUCCAAGAUGGGGAUCUCGUCCUGUUCGAGUCGCGCGCCAUCGCCAAGUACAUCCUCCGCAAGUACGGGGGGACAGCCGGCCUGGACCUCCUCGGAGAAAACAGUGGAAUCGAAGAAUUAGCAAUGGUGGACAUGUGGACGGAGGUGGAGGCCCAGCAGUACUACCCAGCCAUCUCGCCGGUGGUGUUCGAGUGCAUCAUCAUUCCCUUCAUCAUCCCUGGCGGUGGCGCGGCGCCGAACCGGAGCGUCGUGGACGAGAGCCUGGAGCGGCUGAGGGGUGUACUGGGGAUCUACGAGGCCCGGCUGGAGAAGAGCAGCUACUUGGCCGGGGACUCCAUCAGCUUCGCCGAUCUGAACCACAUCCCGUUCACCUUCUACUUCAUGACCACCCCGUACGCCAAGGUGUUUGAUGAGUACCCCAAGGUGAAGGCCUGGUGGGAGAUGCUCAUGGCCAGGCCGGCGGUGCAGAGGGUCUGCAAGCAUAUGCCUACCAAGUUUAAGCUAGGUGCGCAGUACUAG